GGAAAUGGGGGUGUUCGUUUGUUGUCGUCUGUGAAAAAAAGAAAACCCGAGAUAAGCACAAAUAGCAUACAAGAUUAAAUAAAAUACCGGUGAAUACAAUUGCGACAAGUAACAACUUUUCCAUAGCAUUGCACUCAGUGAUAUGGAAUCACUUCAAUCUAUCAGAAAUCCACAAAACUUGAAAUAAAACAAACAAAAGCCGUGGCGUAGGUUUUGACUUGUUACCGCUUACUGUUGUGGUAUUGUGUAUGUCUUGCCCGCUCCCAGAAACCAAAGAGUCCAAACACACAAAAGAUACCAGUCAACUUGCUAAUGAAUCAGUUAUUACUCGCCUGCCAAAGCGAACGGUUGUUUUAGCUUUUGCCUCUUUCAUUUCCAAUACUCCGAAUUCCGAGCACAGUACAUUUGUGACAUUUUCAUUCCAUUCCUCAGCCAUCAUGAUUGACUACGUUGAAUUGAACACACGUCUGCAGCAGGUGGGUCAGGAGCAUUUGCUCAAAUUUUGGGAUGAGCUCAACGAAAAUGAGCGACACCAAUUGGAGCAAGAUAUAUCGGAAUUGGAUUUGAAUGAGCUGAAAUUAUAUUUCGAUCGUGCCACAACAUCGUUAUCGCAAAACGGCCUCAAACUGGACGAUCGUCUACAGCCAUUACCCGAGGACAAACUACUUAGUAUUUCCCGAUCGCCUGAGGAGCUUUUGGCCAGUUACCGCGAUGAGGGCUUGAGGCAAAUAUCUAUGGGCCAUGUUGCCGUUUUACUUAUGGCAGGUGGACAAGGAACCAGAUUAGGGUUUGCCUACCCCAAAGGGAUGUAUGAUGUUGGCUUGCAGUCUGGAAAGACACUUUUCCGCCUACAAGCUGAACGUAUUAUAAAGCUGGAAGAAUUGGCAUUUGACGCAACUGGCAAACAGGGCACCAUUACUUGGUAUAUUAUGACUUCGGAGCAUACCAUACAACCAACACUGGACUAUCUGGAAGGCAAUAACUAUUUUGGCCUUAAGAAGGAAAACGUUGUUUUGUUUAAGCAAGGAUCAUUGCCUUGCUUCGAAUACGAUGGUAAAAUCAUACUUGACCAAAAGCAUCGCAUUGCCAGAGCCCCGGAUGGCAAUGGAGGAAUAUAUCGUGCCAUGAAGAGCCAAGGAAUUUUGGAUGAUCUAGCCAAACGAGGCAUUUUGUAUUUGCAUGCCCACAGUGUAGAUAAUAUUUUAAUAAGGGUAGCUGAUCCGGUGUUUGUUGGCUAUUGUGCCCAAGAGAAUGCCGAAUGUGCUGCAAAAGUGGUCGAAAAGUCGUCCCCCACAGAGGCUGUGGGUGUUGUGGCAAUCGUUGAUGGCAAAUAUCAAGUGGUGGAAUACAGUGAAAUAUCAUCUAAGACUGCCGAAAUGCGCAAUGCCGACGGGCGGCUGACGUUUAGUGCCGGCAACAUAUGUAACCACUUCUUUACCACUGCUUUUUUGCAUAAAAUUGGUUCGACGUACGAACAAGAACUGAAGCUACAUGUAGCUAAAAAGAAAAUUCCUUUCAUCGACAACUCAGGAAAGAGAAUUACGCCUGAAAAUCCCAAUGGUAUUAAAAUCGAAAAAUUUGUCUUUGAUGUUUUUGAAUUUGCCCAGAAGUUUGUGGCAAUGGAAGUUCCGCGCGACGAAGAGUUUAGUGCUUUAAAAAAUGCCGACUCCGCCGGCAAAGAUUGUCCAUCGACGGCACGCAAUGACCUAUAUCGUUUACACAAGAAAUUUGUUGAAGCUGCCGGAGGCAUUGUGCAUGGCGAGGAGUGCGAAAUAUCCCCCUUUGUUAGCUAUGCGGGCGAAAAUUUGGCACCUUUGGUCCAAGGAAAAUCAUUUACGACACCCUUAUAUUUAUGCAGUAAUCGCGAGAACUCUGCCCAUUUGUAAAUAAAAAUGGUGUAUGUUGUAAGCCUUGCUUCAAGAGCAAUCCCAGUUACUUAAAAUUCCAUAUAUACUUAAAUUUUGUUUUCGUUAAAUUGUUUUCCUGAAAAAUCAAACAAGCAAAAACAAUAACUCAUGUGCAAUCUCCCUCGUUUGAUGUUAUUUUGUCCUUAUUACAUUUAAGUAAAAAAAAAGA
Stomoxys calcitrans (stable fly) is the source of this 2076-nucleotide messenger RNA. It is a transcript of the gene mmy, whose product is annotated as UDP-N-acetylhexosamine pyrophosphorylase. The transcript is spliced from 2 exons. NCBI's taxonomy places the organism in Eukaryota, Metazoa, Arthropoda, Insecta, Diptera, Muscidae. Bases 249 to 1886 code for a protein of 545 amino acids. Gene Ontology annotation, molecular function: UDP-N-acetylglucosamine diphosphorylase activity. The record is from RefSeq and is a predicted model, not a curated record. Gene Ontology annotation, biological process: UDP-N-acetylglucosamine biosynthetic process.